Molecule: messenger RNA, 1895 nt
Organism: Microdochium trichocladiopsis
Lineage: Eukaryota; Fungi; Ascomycota; Sordariomycetes; Xylariales; Microdochiaceae
Exons: 4
Coding region: 1-1776 (591 amino acids)
Source: RefSeq, a predicted model, not a curated record
AUGAUUGGUUGUGCAGGUUCAUUUCGGGGCCCACAGCUCGUAUGUCGGCAAAAUGCCACAGGCAUCUCUGGACGCUUUGCCAGUCGAGCUCAUAGCUCGGAUAGCCAACUUCGCAGACCCAGUGCCCUCUUCAUAACACUCGAGCAUCACACACAAUGCCACCAAUCUUUCCGAGUCGCAUCGGAUAUCUUGCCAUCGACGCUUCCUCGAUUGCUGGCAGGCGGUAAGCUUGACAGGAUCGCCUUGUGGCACGUUCGUUCAGUUGAUAUCUGGGGUGGUCGUCGGACCUGGGCUGACUGGAAGCCUCACUCAUUACUUCUGCCCAACACGGCUGUGACGACUCCCGCUCACUCCACCAUACAGGACAGCUUCACUCCGCCACGCCCCUAUGGUCCAGGCUUCCUUUCGCAGGAUGAGCUCGACGUUCUUACUUCACUCAUGGAGGACGAGCUGCAUUUCGACCACGCCACAGCUCGACAUUGGCGCUCAUCAAUCGAAGACGGCUGCGACAUUGCCCUCAAGGGCCUGGUAAUCGCGCUAAGUCCUCGCUUGGAGCAUCUCCGAGUUAUCAUGGCCCCAUGCGAAAUGCCGCAAGAUACGUCUCGCGACUACUUUGACCGUCUCAAGGAUCCAGACAAGCACGCUGCCGAGAAUACCCUCGAGUUCCCGAGUUGUCAAGAACUAGAUCUGCGCUUCAUCGGCAAGUCCAUUCGCAUGAUCACAAAAUCUGCAGACAAAAAACUGCUCUGGCCGCCAGGCUUCGCAUCCCUACGCAACGUGGCCGUGGGCAUCCAUUCCCUCGCCACACCGUACGCGCAGACAGCUGGCGCCCACCAGAUGCGAUCAUGGAUCAACACUCCCGCGAUUGCGCCGCUCUUCGCGCUGCCGGGAGUCGCAACACUUUACGCAGCCGGCCUAGCUGACCCCGGGUACGCCGAUACACUCACCAUUGACCCCGUCCUUGAGCCCGGAAAGUCGAGCAUCAAGUCUCUCUUCUUCUCAGAAUGCACCAUGCAAGAGCCAACGCUCAAACGGCUGGUGAAGGCAUGCGAGACAGUAAAGACAUUGACCCUCCAGAGAUGCGACACGGAGGCCUUUAUCCUCUCUGAUAUGCACACUGUGCUGAGUCGACACUGCAUGGAGGGCUUGUUCGACGGGCUGGUCACCCUGGGCAAGACCCCGCCUCUGCCCGCCUCGGACUUUGCCGAGUUCACCUCAUGUCUCGUCGAGCUGCUGAGGGCGUGCCAGAGCCGACAUAUAAACAUCACCAACCUCGAAUACUCUGGGACCCACCUCAGCCAGCGUCGUCUGCAGGUGCUGCUGGACGAGGCGCUGACCCACGUCUUUGAGAACGAGGUGGCGGAUGACAGAGAUGAUUUCAAACCCGAGGCGAUUUUUCUGACCGAGGCCGAGGUCCCGAGCCGUGAAGCGUUUGGUUUCCGCAAGGCCAUCGUAGCCGGCAGGGAAGUUGGCGUCGAGGUCAUUACAGCCGCGACGCCAAUGUCGGAGGAGGUGCGCUCGCUGCUGCCGAGGGGCGCGAGCGAGCUGGAUCUCGAGUCAAGUCCCUGGCGUGGCCAUGCGCUCGUCAAGGGUUUGACAGUACACCCAGAGCGAGGUCUAGAGCUGGGCGGCUGCAAUGCGUGCGGCAGGUGUCAGGUGUGUUUAGGGAAGUAUCCCACGGAGUUGUGGCGACAGAGGGACGAUGGCGCGUACUUUACACAUGAGAACUUGGAGAAGUGGAGAACCGAGGACGAAGCGAAAACGGCGCAGGCGUGAGAACGCGAGUAGGCUCCCGCGAAGAAGAUGUACUGUCUAGCUAUUAGACUUCGCGUGUUUGCACAAAUAUACAGGUCAGACCUUCGACCGCUUCUCGUGCGGAGCAGCGGGCAGCGACA